Messenger RNA from Iphiclides podalirius (scarce swallowtail), 1080 nucleotides. The record is from the annotation of a GenBank genome assembly. Lineage: Eukaryota; Metazoa; Arthropoda; Insecta; Lepidoptera; Papilionidae.
AUGGCAAAAGACCCGCUGAACGAGCUACUACAAUUUCUGAAACCGGAAUCUAGGGUUGAUUUGAAACACAUAUCUUUACAGAAUUUGAUCGGCGUCUCGGCCACCGAAGAGGGCGUCGAGGCCAUUUUGAAGAAUGAAAAUAUAGUCAAAAGUGUUAUCGAUAACACGGACGAUAAAGCCGAGGAAGUCGCUAAGAGCGCACUUCUACUACUCAUUAAUAUAACAGCCUACGCGAAAGGCGCCAAGGAGUUGUUAAAACUUAGACCAAAUACAAGAAAAAGUGUCGUGGACAUUUUUGUAGGUUAUAUACUCGAUCCUCAGAAGAGUAACGCCGACGCAGCUUGCAUGAUCCUAUCAAAUAUAACGAGGGUCGAAGAGAAUGUUGAAAAAUGCGUUGACAUACUAAUCACACAUCUAAAUGAUUUACUAAACGUCUUCACUAACACCGGGUUUAACAAAAAGGGCUCUAACUUGGAUUACAUUGCACCAAUGUUGAGUAAUUUGAGUUGCAGCCCUCGCAUACGGCGUUGGUUGACAGAAGAAAACCCUCAUGUACCAUUGAUCAAGUUGCUGCCUUUUUGCCACUAUGCAGGAUCUGUAAUAAGGAGGGGGGGUGCUAUAGGCACUAUACGGAAUGUAACAUUCGACGUUCAAUACCAUAAGUUCUUACUGACAUCAGAUCUAGACCUGUUGACGUACCUCCUCAUACCUUUAAUGGGUAAUGAAGACUACCCUGAUGAGGAAAUGGAUACCUUGCCUAUAGGGUUGCAGUAUUUACCCAAAGAAAAACAGAGAGAAGAGGAUAUUGAUAUAAGAAAAAUGAUAUUGGAAACACUCAACAAACUCUGUAUUAAAAGGGAAUCCAGAGAGUUCUUGAGGGAAAAUGGAGUGUAUUACAUUUUAAGGGAGUUUCACAAAUGGGAGAAGGAUCCAACAGUGCGUCUUGCUUGCGAGAAUGUAGUAGAUAUAUUAAUACAGAAAGAGGAGGAGGUUGGUGCUGAGGAUCUCUCUAUGGUGGAAGUGCCAGACGAUAUGGUGGAGAAAUUUGAAAAGAUGGACGCUGAAUAUAUUAAUACUACA